AAAGAGCUUCGUCUGCCCCUCGUCAGUCAAGAUACGUUGGCCUUCAUCGAAGAUUUGAAAAGCAUUUUCUCGGAAGCACUGGCAAACAGCUUCACCACAUCGAAGACAAUCGAAUUGCCAGAAAGUAAUAAGAAAAGGGCUUGAGAGAGAGAGAGAGAGCUGCAGCAAUAGGAAAGGAGACGACAAUGAAGGUCUCGCAAGGAUGCAUUGCCGUGUGGGCAUUGUUGAGUGCUGUUGGUGGCUAUGCUUCCAGCGCCACAGAUAGUGAAGAUCCAUCAGCAUCGACAUCAACCAGCACCAAUGACAACAUCAACCCGCGCGUUCCUCCGGGCUGCUCCUUGGUGAUGGCUCCUUCCUCCAUUCCUAAUUCUGGUUGGGGAGUCUUUUCUAUGGUGGACAGUAAAGUAGGGGAUCCCAUUAUUGCUGGUGACCUGGUCAUCCAGGUGGCUGAUUUGAAUGUCACUCAUGCCUCUGAUAUGCGUCGAAUUGUUUAUGACUAUGCUUGGAAUGCCGCUGAAACUGGUGGACAAUAUGAAGGCAUCAAUGUGCUUAGUGUUAUUCCAGGGAUUGGGAUGCUGGCCAACGGUGCCUCGGAAGAGGGGAUUUUGCCAGUCUUGGAGCCUUCUGUGGACGAAGCAGGCGUGACGCGCCAUAAAUCUCCUGGGGCUGGGGCUUUCACGCAUUACUUCAACUACACGUUUCAUUUCAACAAGCCUCUCGUGGCUGGAAAUGAAAUUCUUGUGAACUACGGUCCUGGAUAUUUUCAAAUGAGAAAUAAUCAAAUGGCCAAUGAAAAAGAAGAAGACGAGGAGGAGGGUGCCAAGCAACCACAACUGCUCCAUCGGUCGUUGGAGUCUUUGCAUGAAACCGGAUUUUGCCUGGACAAUCUCAAACCAGGAAAGUCCACCAUUGAGCAUGCAGGACGAGGAGCUUUUGCAUCCAGAGGACAGGCCAAAGGAUCUGUAGUAGCUCCUGUGCCUGUCUUACCCAUCACCAAACGAGAGGCCAUGGAUGUGACACGCAAGAAGCAGGUAUCAAAAAAGGAAUUUGCGGAGACAACUACCAAGCAGCUCUUGACAAACUAUUGCUAUGGACACCCAAAAUCCUCCGUUCUUCUCUUUCCAUAUUCACCCAUGGUAAACCUCAUCAAUCACUCUUCGAAACGCAGCAAUGUUCGCCUCCAAUGGUCCAGCAAAAGCCAGCCCACGCUAGAGCAUCUGCAGGAUAUCAACAAGAAACCUACAGCAUCCACGGAUGGCCUUCUGCUGGAACUUGUGGCCACAGAGGAUAUCCAGGAAGGCGAAGAAGUGCUUCUAGACUAUGGUCCCGAAUGGCAAGCAGCCUGGGAAAAGCAUGUGAAGCAGUGGGAGCCAUAUCCAUUCGAAUACGCACCCGGCUAUGUUCUGGAUGAAGCCGUGCCAGUUCUGGGAACUCAAGAAGAGGUCCAAGGCUCCAAACCCUAUCCGCCAAACCUCCUAACAUCCUGUUUUUACCCGUACGUACAUCCAGAGACAAAGCCAAGUGAAGGCGAAGACGACGAAAAAAACGACCCCACCCGGAACAUUACCUCGGCGGAAUGGCGACACAUGCCUGGUAUCUUUGAGCUUCGCAACCUUCGUCCCUGCACCAUCAUGCAGCGAUAUGAGGUCGAAAAAGAUAAGGAUUCCAGUAGUGGCGAUAGCGAAGACCCAAGCAACUUUUACUAUACUGUUGUGAUUCGCAACCGCUAUGGGCUGGCACCUCAGGAACGAAUCCUUCCGGGGCAGAUGCAUGUUGUCACUCGCGUCCCACGUCGGGCCAUACGGUUCACCGACAAAGUGUACACCACUGACCAGCAUUUGCAAAAUGCUUUUCGAAAGGAAAUUGGGCUCAGCGAUGAACUCUUCCGCAACUGGAUGGAUUUGGAUGGAAAAUCAGACUCGGAGGAAAAAGACCUCUAGACUUUUGGUGAUAUGGCCUUGGGGAGCUAGCCAGCUAGCUGCUGAAGAGGUUGAUUGUGGCAGUGUGCAACAGUAUUUUGACAGAAAGUAGGGAGAAGACAUGCGGGACAGUAUGACUUCACAAAGAAAUAAUUGGAUAAGAGAGUAGACUAGUUGUUGGUUUAUCUCAUGGAUUGGUUGGGUUCUUCAUAAGCUGUUGCUUUACUUCUGAGUGCCGGUACAGCCAAGGGCUCCAUCGGCACAUCAAUUAGGAUGCACUCAACUGUCUCAUGAGGUGCAAGAACGCGACUAUGCAUACAGAGAAGUCCACUUGGCUAUCUAGAUAACUACUAAAAGAAGGAUGAAUGCUUACUAAACAAUCUAAGGUUGUGGCUUGAAACUAAAAACAUUGGUAGCACGUGUCGCAAUGACCGUGAGGACACACUUUUCUCAACAUUAAUGUUGAACUCCAAAAAAUCCGUUAAUGGUACAAUAGCCAUGACAAGUGGCUGAAAGACAACGGGCAGUGGCACUGGAAGAGCCUAGCAGACCUUUUGCUUUGAUGGCGGAAAUUGGGUGGUGCUCUUGCAUUCUGCGUUGUCAAAGAACCUCCUAAUAUCCCGCCACUUCCACCACUGAUACAGACAAUCUCCAUGGAGGGCCCCAUCCCAAAAGGCAAUUGUUGUUUGACGAGCGAACGAUGGAUGCUCGGAUCCAAAGAUCUCCACUUCCCGCUUCACCUUGGGGCCAUUCACAAUUUGAUCCUUCUCGGCUAGGCCCACAAAGAAAUCCACAUUCUCAGGCAUGUCGUCCAACCACAACUCACUCCUGUACCAGGAGAAAUACCUGCGAAUGUAGAAGUUUGUCCACAGCUCAGUGAGGACUAACUUGAACAGCGGUGUGGCUUCGUCAAAGUUGAUGGCCAGGUCAGGUUCACUAAGCAAGAUGGAUACCGGGUCCAGCAGCGCAAACUGACGAAUCCGAGGUCUCAAUGGGGAGUAGAUCAACCAGGUGAGCUGAAAGGAGCCAAAUGAAUGUCCCA
Messenger RNA from Seminavis robusta, 2961 nucleotides. Lineage: Eukaryota; Bacillariophyta; Bacillariophyceae; Naviculales; Naviculaceae. The record is from the annotation of a GenBank genome assembly.